This is a messenger RNA of Dromaius novaehollandiae (emu), 2915 nucleotides long. It is a transcript of the gene ZNF385B, whose product is annotated as zinc finger protein 385B. Gene Ontology annotation, molecular function: nucleic acid binding; zinc ion binding. Gene Ontology annotation, cellular component: nucleus. The record is from RefSeq and is a predicted model, not a curated record. Bases 481 to 1656 code for a protein of 391 amino acids. The transcript is spliced from 8 exons. Lineage: Eukaryota; Metazoa; Chordata; Aves; Casuariiformes; Dromaiidae.
UAGAUGAUUCUUCGUUCUGUGUGGUUUGGAGCUAAAUCUGUAGAGCCUUUCAUAAUCAUAUCCUUUUUAUGGUUUGUUUGAAUUUGAUCACUGUAGCUGAUUUCAUGCAUUGAUAAUGAAGGCUUAGGUUGCCUAUUUCUCAGCAUAAAUUCACUUCAGACUUCUACUUUGACAGUGCUCUGUGUUUCGGUACGCAUGAAGAUACAGAACUGAAAUUGCUUUGCUUUCUUUACAAAUGACUCAGAGUGUGCUUGUCCUUCCCUAAAAUGUUGCCAGCGUGUGAAGGAUUUUCAAUGAGCAAUGCAAUAAGCCAGCAUCUGGGAAGGUUUGAAGCUGCACUGGUAUAAGAGCGCGCUGUCACACAGAUGAUCAGGGCUGGAGCCAAGUGUCUGUAGCACCGUAGAUCAUAUUGGUUACAUACUGGAAGUUUUGUUUAUAUAACUUGGUUGCUAUUUCAGCUGGUUAAAUACUAUUGCCAUAAUGUGGAGUGGACUUCCCAGUAGAGGCACUACGGCUCUUCCCACCCUUGUGCGCGCUCCUACCUUGAUGAUGCAGCCGUCGCUGGAUAUCAAGCCCUUCAUGUCCUUCCCUGUGGACAGCGGUUCUGCUGUUGGAUUCUUCCCAAAUUUUAACACAAUGGAUCCUGUGCAAAAAGCAGUCAUAAACCAUACAUUUGGAGUGUCCAUUCCCCCAAAGAAGAAACAAGUUAUUUCCUGUAAUGUCUGCCAGCUUCGUUUUAAUUCUGAUAGCCAGGCCGAGGCCCACUACAAAGGAAGUAAACAUGCCAAGAAGGUCAAAGCACUAGAGGCAACGAAAAAUAAACCCAAAGUUGGUUCUUCCAAGGACAGCACAAAGGCUAACACAACCUGCUCCGCCACGCCAGUCACAGCCAACCUCUCUGACAAAUCAGAAGAUAAAGGGAAAGCAAAACCCAAUACUGUGAGUCAGCAUUCCAGUACAGAAGUGGGUCCUUUUCUUCCCAAGCCCGGAGUGGCAGCAAUGGCACCUGUAGCACCUACACCAUCCUCCAAGAGCACAAAUGGAUCUCCUGCCACAGCUUCCGAGUCAGAAGAGGAGAAAGCCAAAAAACUACUUUACUGCUCAUUAUGCAAAGUGGCUGUGAAUUCCCUGUCACAACUAGAAGCCCACAAUACAGGCUCUAAGCACAAGACAAUGGUUGAGGCUCGAAAUGGUGCUGGUCCCAUUAAGUCUUAUCCUAGACCUGGAUCUCGGCUGAAGGUUCAGAAUGGCAGUAAAGGCUCAGGACUGCAGAACAAGACAUUUCAUUGUGAAAUCUGUGACGUCCAUGUUAAUUCAGAAAUUCAGCUUAAACAGCAUAUUUCCAGCAGAAGGCAUAAGGACAGAGUUGCAGGAAAGCCUAUGAAACCUAAAUAUAGUCCUUACAACAAACUUCAGCGCAGCCCAAGUAUUUUAGCAGCGAAACUUGCAUUCCAGAAAGACAUGAUUAAACCGCUGGCACCUGCUUUCCUUUCAUCUCCUCUUGCUGCGGCUGCAGCUGUGUCGUCAGCUCUGUCCCUUCCUCCCCGUCCUUCUGCCUCUCUCUUCCAAGCACCUGCAAUACCCCCAGCUCUCCUAAGGCCAGGCCAUGGUCCCAUCCGUGCAACACCUGCCUCGAUCCUUUUUGCACCAUACUAAUCUCAGUGAUACAAAAAAGAGAUAACUAUGGCCAGUAGAAGGGGUAAAAGGAAAGCAAGAAAGGGGUCGAUACUUUAAAAUGUCUUUCUCUUUUGAAAUGCCAUCCAGUGUGACACCUCAACCAACCACACCACCAAAUUCAUCAUUGACGGGUACUGCAUUCUAGAAGUCUAAACAAUUCUCUCUCUCUUUUUAUCUCUUUGUCAAUCUCUCUUUUUUUUUAUCCCAGUAGAGUGGUUUACUAAAAACUUAAUUGCUCAUAAAAUUAUAUCGUUAAAGAUUCAUGCAUCUAUUAAUGGUGUUUUUUUUUUAAACGUGUAUGAUGCACCUUGGCAACAAGGAACGUAAAAUAUUUUCCUGACUGACUUGAAAACUAGGGUCUUCCUCGCUCACACUUAUGUAAAUAGGUCUCUGAAAACCAAUGGGGUAUAUUCUAGUGUGAAAAAAGGUAGAUGAACCAAGUGCUUAAUUGUGGAUAACAUCUUAAAAAUGAAUUGCGUCCUUUUCUUUUCACUGUGCUCUUGUUGACAGGGAUUGUGUACUGUCCUAGACCCCAGUGCUGGUGUAUCUCGUGUAGUACUAAAGCUGUAUCACAUGUCUGAUUUUAAAAUUUUUAGUUUCUGUGCAGAGGUUUGGAAGCAAUGCAACGCUGAGGCUUUUUUCUUAAUUAUUUCUUUUGUGUCACACUUUAUUUAGAGAGAUUAAAAAUAGAAAGCCAUAUAACAUAUAGUUAAGAUUACUACUUGUUUGCUACUUUCAUUUAACUUAUUUUGUUGUUUCCUCACUGGUGUUGCUAAGCAAUGUCUAAAGAGAAAAAAAAAAAAGCUUUACAAUUGCACAUUACCACAGUUCACAUGCAUUGUUCAAGAAGACAAUGGAUCCAUGUAUUUGUACGUAAAUAUCCUUUCUCUUCAUUUCUAACUAGUUUCCUUUGUAACAAUGCUGCAUAAUGUUGUGGCUCCCUAAUGCAAUAAUGUACAGAACAUAAAAUAUUUAUAAUUGACUGACUGUCUUUUCUGUUUACUAAGUAUAUUGAAGUAAUGCCCCACCUCUCUUCUUACCUCCCCAACCCUUUUAUAAAGGUGAUAUCAAUAUGCAGUACUCAGACUGAAGUCAUUAUGUGAUAAUGGGGACAACAGGUGGAAGAAAGAAAAAAAUUGAAUUAACUUUUAGACCAUCUUUAUCUGCAAUCCAUAAUAGUAAAAUGUCUGUGUAUUUUUUUAAAUGUACAUUUUCAAUAAAAUAAUAAGAAAAAUACA